UGUGCAUUGGAAAUCACCAAGCUGGAGCUGUGUGUUUGAUAGCAGCCAGCCGCGACUGAGAGACAGACGAUGCUGCAGAACACUGCCUUUUUCCUGCAGUGUUUGUGUGCGGGAUUAGCCGCUACUUAGCUGUGCGUGUGGUGUGGUGUGUGUGUGUGUGCAGACGCAGGGCGCACCGAGCCGCCAGCCAGCCGCGUCAGGUGGAUGCGCCUGCAGUGAUCCAGGUCGCCCCUAUGGAUCGCGUCCAUGGAUGUCUUCAAACCCGCUUUGGACAAUAGUUUGAGUCCUAAGGCGUGCGUUUCCUCGUCGGAAGAAGCAGAGGCAGAUGUUUUUCGCUGGCCCACGCCGGAGAAUGGCAUCAGCGCCGCGCCGGAUGCGGCACCCGCAGCACCGGGCUUCUGGACCGCCGUGUUCGACUAUGAAGCGACUGCGGAGGACGAGCUCAGCCUGCGGAGGGGGGACGUGGUGGAGGUCCUGUCCAAAGACUCCCUGGUGUCGGGGGAUGAGGGCUGGUGGACCGGCAUGAUCGCAGACCGGGUUGGCAUUUUCCCAUCCAAUUAUGUGAGCAGCGGGGCUGGCAUUCCGGAGGAAAUCCGGGACACCUCAGAGCAGCAGUUCCCGGUGCCUCCUCUGCACCUCCUGGAGAUUGAUUUCUCAGAGCUGACCCUGGAGGAAAUCAUCGGGGUGGGCGGUUUUGGAAAGGUCUACCGCGCAGUGUGGCGGGGCUCAGAGGUGGCAGUGAAGGCAGCGCGACGGGACCCUGACGAGGAUCCAGAGCAGACCUUGGAGAGCGUGCGUCAGGAGGCCAAACUGUUCGCCAUGCUCAACCAUCCCAACAUCAUGGGUCUGCUGGGGGUGUGUCUGCAGGAGCCCAACCUGUGUCUGGUCAUGGAGUACGCCCGGGGUGGGCCCCUCAACAGGGCCCUCGCUGGGAAACGCAUCCCUCCGUGCACGCUGGUGGACUGGGCCGUGCAGAUCGCCCGGGGAAUACUCUACCUCCACAGCCAGGCCAUCGUCCCCAUAAUUCACAGAGACCUCAAGUCCAGCAACAUCCUGAUCCUCGAGAGAGUCGAGAUGGAAGACCUCAGCAACAAGACUCUGAAGAUCACAGACUUUGGGCUGGCCCGAGAGUGGCACCGCACCACCAAGAUGAGCGCCGCCGGCACCUACGCCUGGAUGGCCCCCGAAGUCAUCCGUUCAUCUACGUUCUCCAAGGGUAGCGACGUUUGGAGUUAUGGCGUGCUGUUGUGGGAGCUGCUGACAGGAGAAGUUCCAUUUCGGGGAAUUGAUGGCCUCGCUGUAGCUUAUGGAGUGGCAAUGAACAAGCUGGCUUUGCCCAUUCCUUUGACCUGUCCUGAGCCUUUUGCACGUCUUAUGGAAGAAUGCUGGAGCCCAGACCCUCACGCCCGGCCGCAGUUCACAAGUAUUCUGGACCAGCUGACGGCCAUCGAGGAGUCGGGCUUUUUUGAGAUGCCAGCAGAGUCCUUCCACUCUCUGCAGGAUGACUGGAAACUGGAGAUCCAGGAAAUGUUUGAUCAACUGAGGACCAAGGAGAAGGAGCUGCGAUCGUGGGAGGAGGAGUUGACCCAAGCCGCACUGCAGCAGAAAUGCCAAGAGGAGGCGUUGAGGAGGCGUGAGCAGGAACUAGCCGAGCGGGAGAUCCACAUCCUGGAGCGGGAGCUCAACAUCAUCAUUCACCAGCUCUACCAGGAAAAACCUCACGUGGAGAGCAGGCAGGGCAAGUUCCGCCGCAACCGCCUUAAACUGAAGGAUGGGAACAGGAUCAGCUUGCCUUCAGAUUUUCAGCACAAAAUCACAGUGCAGGCGUCUCCCUCACAUGAUCGGCGGAGGAGUUUGCUCAGUAGCAGCUCCAGUCCUCCGAGCAGUCCGCCGAUGCUGCCCCGCCUGAGAGCUAUCCAACUCACCCCGCGGGAGGGAUGUACAGCCUGGGGUCGCAGCACAUGUUUUCUGCAGGAUGAAGAGGAGAGUGAGAGGAAAGGGUCCAGGAAAAAGGGCAGAUCCCGAGGGUGUGGCCCAUACAGGGAGCACAGCGCUGACGCAAGUGUAAAGCCUCCCCAUGAAGGCAGCAGGCAGCGGUCCUGCAGCGCCCCGAACCUUCGCAGAUCCCCGAGACACAGUCCAGCAGUGCCUGGAGUGCCAAGCCUUGUGGAGAUGGAAAAUGAAGACUGCUGCUUCACUACUGAGACAGGAGCAGCUCCUGGUCAGUCCUACCUCUGCAUCCCCUUCCAUAAGGAGAGUAACGCUGCUGCUGCUGCUGCUGACGGUGAUGGAGAUGAGUACUGCGCCACUGGCCAGGUUCCAGGAACGCCGCCAUGCAAGAAGAGCCCCGGUGGGGGACGGCGGUCUGAGCUGGUCCUGCUGGGCUGUGGAGCUCUGCUGGCAGCCGUCGGACUGGGCUGCAACCUGCUCACUCUGGCUCAACCGGAGGAGAGCAUCAAACCACGGUGGGAGGGUUUCUUCCACAGGACAGGGGGCCAGAGGCGGAGCACCAGCCCCCCGACUCGCAGACUGUUCCGGCGGGAAAGCCCACUGAAGCCCUCAGCGCCCUCGCUGCCUGAGCGCGGCUUGCCCUCCUCUUACACACUGCUGUCCUUAUCAUCAGUGUCUGACUGCAACUCCACCCGCUCGCUGCUGCGCUCUGACAGCGAGGAGUUGUUGGUCUGCCGCCCUGCCACACCGCUCAAACAGCAUCCUCUUCCUCCUCUCUCACAGCCUCAGGCCAUCCAAACACCGGUCAACCCGCUGGUCAACACCCACCUCGAAAGCUUCAAGCGCAACCCCCGACAGUCUCUCACACCCACACAUGUACCAUCUGCUCCAAGUUCCUCACGUAGCCUGCGUCGAAUACCAUCAGAUGGGGCCAUCAAGAAGAGCUGCCUCCCUAAUAAUCUGGAAACAUUGCCAGAAAAAACUGCAUUAGAGAACACAGGUGGGUUUAGAGGUGUAAAAGAAGACCGUCCUGAGGUUCCCCGGCUUCCCGAUCCAAAUCUUGUGUUCCCUCCAACUCCCCGUCGUCGCUGUGCUCCUGAACGCCCAAAAACUCUUGACUUUGUGGCUCGGCCUCGGCCUUCACCAAGGGCACGCUGUGAUGUGUUCUGGGCGGACGCAAGGCCCAGGGGAAAUGGACAAAACCUUGGUAAUGGUGAUUCCCCUGCCCACACUUCCAGCACAGAGACUCCUCCAACUGUAGAGUUUGGUAGAGACCCCACAGUGCUGCCCACUCCCAUGGAGGCCCCGACGCCCUACUCCCCCAGCAGGAAGGGAAACCUGUUGGAUCAGCUGGAUGAGGGACAGUGCCGGGAUGGAACCAUCCCACUCUGCAGACCAGAAAUCAGCUUUCCCAAAGACUCACCUUUCCGCUACAGACCUGGAUUCUGGUCCUAACUCAGCCCCGGCCCUUCACCGGCCCAAUGCAAGGAGGGGACUGUCCCUGCUGUUAGCCUUUGGAUUCUUACAGUGGCUGAAGGAUUCCUGUUUCCUAUCGAGCACCUGUCAUCACCAAUCACUAGUACACAGUAAUUUCCCAGGGACGGGGGAUGCUGUUGUAUAAUAUGAGCACGUCUUUGCAUUAGCAACGGUCUUGAAACGGUGUCAGUACAAUAAUGCCUGAGACCGUCUCGAGCUUUGUACGGUCAACUGAACUAUUAAGAAGAAUGUCACUGCUGCUUGGGUUUGAAUUGGGACCGAAAACACUGUCAGGAAAUCACGACCAAAUAUAUCGAAGAGCUCAUUCAUUCCACAUUGAGUUUGUUCUUUGUUUGUGACCCUGUCAGUGUAGCUUGUUUGGAUCCCAACCCAUCAGAGAAACAUUUCUCCAAACUAAAAAGGGAACUUUGUAUUUCUAACUCUGUAAAUUGCCUCAUAAAUUGUUGAUCAAGAUAGAAUGAGGGAUGUAAAAUAUGUAAGCAACAAAAUGCACGAGUGUUGAGUGGCUCACAGGUGAAGCAGGCCCUGGUGGCAUGUGAAAGCUCAUUCCUGAUUUAUUUUGCUUUAUUUAUUGAUUAAUUUAUUUUUUAUAAUUAAUUAUAUUUGCCUUGAUUUUUGACACUCGUUUAUGUCCGUGAUUGUUCAUAGCGUUAAAUGUGGCUUCAAACAAAAUGCAGCCACAUUUCACUUGUUUCAUAUUUGUAUGUAUGUUUCACGCAUUUUAAAUAAUUUUCAGGUUGUUUUUUAACAUCUUAAACAAGGGUGCAAGUAGUCUUAACCCAACUAGAGAACAAAAGCUGACACGAUUAGUUGAUUAAUCAAAAUUCUAAUAGUUGAAGUCAUUUUUUAAGUUAAAUAAACUAAACAUAUCCUGGUUUCAGCAUCUCAAUUGCGAGAAUAUGCUGCUUUUCUUUGUGUGAUCUGAAGGUAAACUGAAUUUUUGGAGGUUUUGGACUUGUCUUGGAAAAACAAGAAAUUCUUGGGCUUUAGGAAAUUGGGAUGGGUGUUAUUUAAUUGAGAAAAUAUUCAUCAGAUUAAUCAGUAAUAAAAAAGAAAUUCCCUAAAUCCAACUGGGCUAAACGCAUGCAAACUGGUCUGUGCACAUUGAUGACUUUUUGUUAACACAUUUUGCCUGUGUUUGUCUUGAAUGAACUGGGGUUGAUAUUGUUUUCAAAUAAUUAUGUCGUUUUUUUUGCUACCCUCCAAGACGAGGAAACUCACAAUAUUGGCGAAAGCACCAGGUUAAUGGUGCUGUCAGUUGUGAUAAAUCCUACCCAUCAACUGUCAGGUAAAAAAAAGCUAAUUAAUUAUUAGUUAUUUGAAAAUAGAAACCCUGACUCUGGUCUUAAUGCCUGUUUAUCUCAUUUCAUUUUCAAAUGUUAAGUGACCUCUCAGCCUGGAGGACUGUGUCCUCUGAGAUUUGAUCUGUCUUUAUCCCGCGUGUGACCCGAUGUACAUGUAAACGUGAAUGCUUUUUCUCCGAGGACUGUGCAGAAUGUGAUCAUGCUCUAUGUACACACACAGUAUUUCAACUACAGGUGCUAGUUGAAACAAAGCUCUCUUGAAUGAGGUGUAGCAAGCCAAGGUGUCGUUAUCUGUCUGAAAUGUUACCACGAAUAAGCUGAUCUUAACUGUUGCUGAUGGACAUUGUUCAGGUUGGGAAUAAUUCUGUUACUGACUGACUUGUAUUUGCA
Epinephelus fuscoguttatus (brown-marbled grouper) is the source of this 5141-nucleotide messenger RNA. It is a transcript of the gene map3k9, whose product is annotated as mitogen-activated protein kinase kinase kinase 9. Gene Ontology annotation, biological process: protein phosphorylation. NCBI's taxonomy places the organism in Eukaryota, Metazoa, Chordata, Actinopteri, Perciformes, Serranidae. The transcript has 12 exons. The record is from RefSeq and is a predicted model, not a curated record. Gene Ontology annotation, molecular function: ATP binding; protein binding; JUN kinase kinase kinase activity. Bases 247 to 3405 code for a protein of 1052 amino acids.